This is a messenger RNA of Nylanderia fulva, 3165 nucleotides long. RefSeq names its product GPI inositol-deacylase (gene PGAP1). Gene Ontology annotation, biological process: GPI anchor metabolic process; endoplasmic reticulum to Golgi vesicle-mediated transport. Gene Ontology annotation, molecular function: phosphatidylinositol deacylase activity. The record is from RefSeq and is a predicted model, not a curated record. NCBI's taxonomy places the organism in Eukaryota, Metazoa, Arthropoda, Insecta, Hymenoptera, Formicidae. Gene Ontology annotation, cellular component: endoplasmic reticulum.
GUGUUUUUUUCAAUCUGACCGGAUCAUAUCAUAACCUUGGGAUCUCGACUUAACGUUAAAUCAAACAGAAAUCUACCUGCGUGCGGUUUAUGAGGUUCGGAAUUAAAUUCGAGAUGGUUUCAAUAAAAUGGAUCAUGAUUUACGGUUCGCUGGUGCCAUUCUUCGCGAUGGUCACCUUGCUUUAUAUUCUUGGAGUCGCGAGAUACGUCACCGAUUUUGAAGAGAAUACAUGCGAGAUGACAUACAUGUUCGAGUACCCGCAAUAUGUGAGAAUAUCUUUGAACAAUAAUAUAGAGGAGAAAUAUCCGCGAUUUGGGCUUUAUGCUUAUGGAGAGGGUUUUGUAACAGAAAAAUUGAGAAGAAUGCAUUUUUCUGGAAUACCAGUUCUUUUUAUACCGGGUAAUGCUGGAUCGCAUGAGCAAGUACGUUCCAUUGCUUCAGUAAGUUUAAGGAAAAGCCGAAAGACUCCCUUUCACUUUGACUUUUUCACCGUUUCGUUCAGCAAGGAUUAUUCUGCAUUAUAUGGAGGCGUGCUCAUGGAACAGACUGUAUAUGUCUCGCAUUGUAUAAAGGCAAUAUUAGCAUUGUAUAAAGAUAAAAUGGAUAGUGUUGUGCUGAUUGGUCAUUCUAUGGGUGGCGUCAUAGCAAAAGGAGCUCUUUUACUAGCUCCAAAUAUGAACACUUCAUUUGCAAGUAUGAUAAUAAACUUGGCUACACCGCAUACUCCGGCCUUGGUUCUCGAUAAUGUCUUCGCCAAUUAUUAUAAGGAAUUGGAGAAACAUUUGUACAAACUUAAGGAUGCAGGAGUGAAGGUAAUAUCUAUCGGAGGCGGACCGCGCGAUAUACUCGUUACUGCCGCGCAAACUUACGAUCGUACGGCAGAUAUAAAUGUACUUUCCACGAGUGUACCGGCUGUUUGGAAAUCUACAGACCAUUUGAGUAUUUUAUGGUGUAAACAAUUGGUGUUCGUGAUUGUACGUUCACUAUUUGAUGCUGUAGAUCACUUGAAAAAGCCGUUUAAAAUCGCGUCGAGUCCUGAUUUGAAGAUGCAGGCCUUGUCUUAUCAUUUCUUACAACAUAGUUCAGGCAAGAAGCUAUAUCAUUACAAGGAAAGAGUUCAGUUUGAAAGCAAUGGUGAAUGGAUCAAUGUUCCAUCUCAACAGUAUGUUUGGAGCAAUAAGAAUGGACCUAAAAAAUUGUCGAAUGUAUAUCUCGUGAUGGAACUAUUUCAUAAAUCCGAUUUCCUAACUAUCGAUGCGAUAAAUUUGGAAAACAAGGACUGGCUAUUUAUGUGUACAAAAUCUAAGAAACAAAAUCAAAACAAAAUUUGCGAGUGGGGUUACAAUUUGACAAAUAACACGAGAAUUUUAAUCGAUCCUUUAUAUCGGCCGAGAAGAACCGUCGAUUUAGAUCUGAAAGAAAUAAGUUAUAUGGGUAUCACGCAUAUCGUUGUAAGGAUAACUCCAGAAGAUUUCGACCACCAACUUACAGUCAGCUUCGAUUCCUAUUUUCGCAACAGUCGAGUCGAAUCUACGAAGAAUAAAUUCUUUCAUCCCAAAUAUCUCUUUGGCUUCUACGGAUCUAACUUGAUUGAAACAGUCAAGGGAAAUAUAAGAUAUUACGUGAAGCUAUCUAACAUUAUAGACGCAGUUACAAUUGAAAUGAAAUCUACGGAUUGUGUCAAGCAUUACGCUGUCGCUGAAUUGAUGGAACCAUGGAACGCAGGAUCGACCCAAUCGAGAUUCUUCACGAAUUUGGACGACGGUCCAAAAAAUAAAAUGCAAACUCUUUACGGACGUCGCAACGAAACGGCAAGUUUAAAAUUAACAUUAGAUCCAGAGUGCAGUUACGCGAUUAAUAUUCAACCCGGCGGAAUCAUCGAUAAGAUUUCGUGUAGAAUACGAGAUCGUUGGCCGUUACUUUACAUAGUGAUUAUCAGCUUACUUUUACUUCUCAUCUCUAUGAGGAUACAUAGCUCAGAUAUGCUGCCAACUAUAAUUGUUACCAUAAUACUGUCUUUUAUUUUCAAUGUUGCUUAUGAAACUUGUAUUGCUUUCUGCAUCAUCAGCAUAUCUGCCGUUGCUGUAUGCUGCUGUGUCAUAUUUCUUGGUUCCGUUGCACAUGGAAUAGCUGUCAAAUUUUUAGCACGUGCUAUAACUUUUUCAACAACAUGGUCAGAUUGGUUUUUAAACGGUUUAAAUCAGCUACCGCUUAUUACAACUCUUUUCAUACUGACCUUAAUUCCGGCAACAUGUGGAGCUCUAGCUAUGAUUAUUUCGGUAUUUCUAUAUUUCUUGAAAUUAACAAGGAUGUACGAAGAUUAUUUGGAAGAGAUAUUAAUGGCCUCGCUGCAACACUUCAAUUGGUUUAAACGGUUCAAGCUGAGGGAAGAAAGCGAAAGAAGCACCAGUCAAGAAAUAUACAAUCAUCUUAUCUUAUUCCUAUUGUGGAUUUUUGCCGCAAUCCCAGCAAUUCCAUCGGUCUUAGUUUGGGCAAAAAAUUUCAGCUACGACAUGAGACUCACUUCGGAAGACCCUGUUUUCCUAACAAGCUGGAUAAUACUAACUGCGUGUAGUACAUUGGGUGUUGUGCACAUCUAUCCUACUGACGAGGGAAUUCGCUCGCUUAUGUUAAGCAGUAUAUUACGUCUCUCGAGCUGGGUUAUUCUUUCGAUGACGGCAGCUCCGCGUCCAUUCUUUUAUCACUGGUGUAUGCCACCUAUCACAGCCGCGAUAAUAACACUCAUCACAUUAAAUUCUAUAAUUCCUAAAACAAGUAGUCUAUCUUAUUAAGAGGUAAAAUUUGCAAAAUUUAUGAUUAUGCAAUUUUUCUCAUUGUCCAUUAAUUUUUUGUAUAAAAAGAUCUGAACUGAUAGCCAUGACUAUAUAUUAUUUAUUAAAAUUUUUCUUACGUCUCGAAUAUUAGAUUGAGUAAUGUAUAAAGUGAUAUAACAAUGCUGUGGCAUACGAGUAUUAUUUUGUACAAAAGUAGUCAAAAUAUGUAAUGUAUAAUAAGACUUUAAAGCAGCUCAUUUAGCGACACUUUAAAAAUAAUCGGAUUAAUCAGAUGUUUAUAUAUUAUAAUAUAAUACAAGACCCUGUUCUUGUUGUGAUAUGUGUACGUGAUAUGUGUAGGUUUAAUAUAAAAUAAGUAUACGUAAAUUUA